CGCGCCUGGAGAGGAAGAUGACCGACAGUCUGAAUAAAAUCUCCGACGUCGCGGUUGAUCCCGAUGGGGAGUUCAAGUACAUUUUAGUGAGGGUGAAGGUUAAAGGUGGCACAGACCACAAAGACGUAGUCCGGGGCACGCGGAGUGCCAAGUACCACAAUCAGAUUUUUGAGAAAGUCAGCCCUGCUGUGGAGAGUCUGGGUCUGGAGUGUACAUGUCUGGGAGGCGGUAAAAUGGAGCACAACAGUAAAGAGAAGAAACUGCGAGUGUUUGGAGAAUCGACGGGUUAUGGAAAGGCUGACCAUGCCGUGACAGUGGAAAAGCUAAAAGCUGUUUUCAAAGACUAUGAGAUCACUAUGGAAUAAGAGAAAAGGCAUUUGUGUGAAAAUGCCCUCAUUACAUUAGAUUUCCCUAACUUCAUACCUAAUGUUUGAGUUUCACUGGAAGAUAUGUGCCUUAUCUUACAAAAUUAUGAUAAACUAAAUUAUUACUCCAAUAAAUUAUCAGUGCUUUUCACUUGUA
Electrophorus electricus (electric eel) is the source of this 522-nucleotide messenger RNA. Gene Ontology annotation, molecular function: protein histidine phosphatase activity. Lineage: Eukaryota; Metazoa; Chordata; Actinopteri; Gymnotiformes; Gymnotidae. The record is from RefSeq and is a predicted model, not a curated record. Gene Ontology annotation, cellular component: cytosol. Gene Ontology annotation, biological process: peptidyl-histidine dephosphorylation.